Messenger RNA from Sphaerodactylus townsendi, 7600 nucleotides. It is a transcript of the gene PSME4, whose product is annotated as proteasome activator subunit 4. Lineage: Eukaryota; Metazoa; Chordata; Lepidosauria; Squamata; Sphaerodactylidae. The coding region runs from base 366 to 5852 and encodes 1828 amino acids. The transcript has 47 exons. Gene Ontology annotation, cellular component: nucleus; cytosol; spermatoproteasome complex. Gene Ontology annotation, biological process: proteasomal ubiquitin-independent protein catabolic process. Gene Ontology annotation, molecular function: peptidase activator activity; proteasome binding. The record is from RefSeq and is a predicted model, not a curated record.
CUGCCCUUGGCGUCUCCUUUCCCGCCUCCCGCCAGCUCCCAUUUGCAAUCCCUGCCCUUUGUGUCUGCCUCACCCCCCUUCCUAGCUGCCAGUCCCCAUUUUCUUCCACCCCCACUUUCCUACCAAGCUCAGCGCUCCUCUCCCCCCACCCCCGAGCGGAAGUGACCUCCGCGCCGCCCGCCCGCCUGCUUGCCAGCAGCGCCCGGCGGCGGUAGCAACCGGGUCGGUUCGUUCGUUCCGUUGCUUCGUCACCAGGCGCCGCUGUGUGACAGACGCCCCGGGGGCAGCCGAGACGAGCAGGGGGCCGAGGAAAGGGCGAGAGAAACCGCGGGCAGUUGUCGAGCGGGGCGCAGGGAGAGGCGGCCAUGGCCGGCACCGGGCCGCCUCCUCGGCCGCCGCCAGUGCAGAAGGAGCUGGUGUACAAUAAGCUGCUGCCUUAUGGCGACCAGCUGGAGGCCGAGGCGGGCCAUCUCCUCGCCCAGAUCAAGAUCAACCUUAGCCGAGCGGUUCAACUGCACGAGCUGUGGCCCGGAGGCCUCUUCUGGACGAGGAAGCUCUCCACGUAUCUACGGCUGUAUGGGAGAAAGUUUAGCAAAGAAGAUCAUGUUCUUUUUAUCAAGCUUUUGUAUGAGCUAGUAACUAUUCCAAAGCUGGAGAUGAGCAUGAUACAAGGAUUUGCACGCCUCCUGAUAAAUCUGCUGAAGAAGAAAGAACUCCUUUCAAGGGAUGAUUUAGUGUUACCGUGGAGGCCUCUUUAUGAAAUGCUGGAAAGGAUAUUGUACUCCAAGACAGAACACCUUGGCUUGAAUUGGUUUCCAAGCUCUGUAGAAAGUGUUUUAAAAACCCUUGUGAAAAACUGUCGGCCGUAUUUUCCAGAAAAUGCAACAGCUGAGAUGCUAGAUGAGUGGCGGCCAUUAAUGUGUCCCUUUGAUGUUACCAUGCAGAAGGCCAUCACAUACUUUGAAUUAUUUCUUCCUACCACUCUGCCUCCAGAACUUCACCAUAAAGGCUUCAAACUCUGGUUUGAUGAGUUUGUGAACCUUUGGGUUUAUGUUCAGAAUCUUCCACAGUGGGAAGGGCAUCUAGUCAACCUUUUUGCACGCUUGGCCACUGAUAAUAUAGGCUACAUUGACUGGGAUCCCUAUGUUCCAAAGAUAUUUACUAGAGUGCUGCGAAGUUUGAAUCUUCCAGUAGGAAGCAACCAGGUGUUGGUUCCAAGAUUCUUAACAAAUGCUUAUGAUAUAGGGCAUGCGGUCAUGUGGAUCACAGCUAUGAUGGGUGGACCAAGUAAGCUGGUACAGACACACUUGUCUGGGUUAUUCAAAAGCAUUGCCUCUUUUUACCACCCUUCAAAUAAUGGUCGCUGGUUGAACAAGCUCAUGAAGCUACUUCAGCGGCUACCAAGUAGUGUUGUCAGAAGAUUGCAUCGUGAACGAUACAAGAAAAUGACUUGGCUUACUCCUGUGCCUGAUAGCCAUAAACUUACUGACCAAGAUAUCACAGACUUUGUAGAAUGUAUUAUUCAGCCUGUCCUCCUGGCUAUGUUUAGCAAAACUGGAAGCUUAGAGGCAGCCCAAGCUCUGCAGAACCUUGCACUAAUGCGCCCUGAAUUGGUAAUUCCACCAGUACUUGAAAAAACAUACCCUGCACUGGAGACAUUAACAGAACCUCAUCAACUCACGGCCACCUUAAGCUGUGUAAUUGGAGUAGCUCGUAGCCUGGUGUCUGGGGGCAAGUCAUUUCCUGAAGGUCCAACGCACAUGUUGCCUCUGUUGAUGAGAGCAUUGCCUGGUGUGGAUCCAAAUGACUUUAGCAAAUGUAUGAUCACAUUCCAGUUUAUCGCAACAUUUUCGACUCUUGUGCCUUUAGUAGAUUGUUCAUCUGUACUACAAGAGAGAGAUGACCUCACAGAGGUGGAGAGAGAACUGUGUUCUGCUUCUGCUGAAUUUGAAGAUUUUGUACUGCAGUUUAUGGACAGAUGUUUUGGGCUUAUAGACAGCAGCACUCUGGAGCAAACAAGAGAAGAGACUGAAACAGAAAAAAUGACUCAUUUGGAGAGUUUGGUGGAAUUAGGCUUGUCUUCUACUUUCAGCACAAUUCUCACACAGUGUUCAAAAGAGAUAUUUAAGGUUGCCUUGGAGAAGGUUUUUAAUUUUGCCAUUUCAAAUAUAUUUGAGACAAGAGUGGCUGGUCGGAUGGUAGCUGACAUGUGCCGAGCAGCUGUGAAAUGCUGUCCUGAGGAGUCUUUGAAGCUCUUUGUGCCCCACUGCUGCAACGUUAUAGCACAUCUUACUCUCAAUGAUGAUGUCUUACAUGAUGAAGAGUUGGAUAAGGAGCUCCUGUGGAACCUCCAGCUUCUGUCAGAGAUCACCCGUGUGGAUGGGAAGCAGUUGCUGCCGUACAGUGAGCAGCUUGUGAAGAUUCUUCAGCGAACCCUCCACUUAACCUGUAAGCAGGGUUACAUUCUGUCUUGUAACCUACUGCAUCAUCUUCUUCGUUCUACUACACUUAUCUACCCCACAGAAUACUGCAGUGUGCCAGGUGGUUUUGACAAGCCUCUUUCUGAAUACUUUCCUAUCAAGGACUGGGGUAAGCCUGGUGACCUACGAAAUCUCAACAUCCAGUGGCAUGCUCCUUCAGCUGAAGAGAUAGCUUUUUCUUUCAACCUGCUGGAUUCCUUUCUCCGACCAGAACUUGAUAAACUAGUGCGUUAUGCAGAUGCAGAACUUGAAAUGUCCAGAGAUGAUGUGCAGCAGUCUCUCGCUAUAGUGCACAAUUGCCUGAUUGGGUCGGGGAACCUUCUGUAUCCUCUGAAAGGAGAGAGAGUACCUUACCUGGUUCCAAGUCUGGUGUCGUUAGAAGAGAUCAAACUUUAUACCGGUAUUGACUAUGAUUUGUCAAGAGAGAAUUACAGGGAGACAAUUGCCAGGGUUACAAGGAAACUCCUAAAUUAUGUACUCGACCAUUCUGAGGAUGAUACCAAGUCAUUGUUUCUCAUCAUAAAGAUCAUUGGUGACCUUUUACAUUUCCAAGGUUCUCACAAGCAUGAGUUUGAUUCUCGAUGGAAAAGCUUUAACUUGGUGAAGAAAUCAAUGGAGAAUAGGCUUCAAGGAAAGAAACAGCAUAUCCGAGCGCUGCUGAUUGACAGAGUCAUGUUGCAGCAUGAGCUGAGGACACUCACUGUUGAAGGUUGUGAAUAUAAAAAAGUACACCAGGACUUGAUCAGGGACCUUCUGCGUUUGUCCACAAGUUCAUAUGGCCAGGUCAGAAACAAAGCUCAGCAGGCAUUCUUUACAGCCCUGGGAACUUACAACUUCUGCUGCAGAGAUGUUAUUCCUUUGGUUUUGGAGUUUUUACAGCCGGAGGCACGCAGUGUCACACAGCAGCAGUUUAAAGGUGCCUUGUAUUGCCUUCUUGGCAAUCAUAGUGGAGUGUGCCUAGCAAAUCUUCAUGACUGGGACUGCAUUGUGCAAACCUGGCCUGCAAUAGUCUCUUCUGGACUUAGCACAGCAAUGUCUCUGGAAAAACCCUCUAUAGUCAGGCUGUUUGAUGACCUUGCAGAGAAGAUCCAUCGGCAGUAUGAAACAAUAGGACUAAAUUUUGAAGUUCCAGAGAAAUGUGUUGAGAUCGCUGUUCAAAUGCAGAAAUCAGUGUAUCCGCACAAUGGCUGGACACCCCUUAGUCAGGAGGAGAUUCAGUUGGGAAUACAGCGACAGAAAGAAAGAAAUGCAGAAGCUUCACAAAGUUAUGAAAAUUUGAUUAACAAACUGUUAGAUAGUGUGGAUCAAAGAAACCUCCCUUGGAAGUUUGAGCACAUUGGUGUUGGUUUUCUGUCCCUGCUAUUGAGAGAUGAUAGAGUGCUGCCUGUCAGAGCCAUCAAAUUCUUUGUGGAAUGUCUCAACCAUGAUGCACUAGUGGUUCGCAAGAUGGCGAUUUCUGCUGUGGCUGGCAUCCUCAAGCAGCUGAAGAGGCCUCACAGAAAGGUGUCAAUAUGCCCUUUCCAGAUCAGUAAAGCUUCUCGGCCUUCUGAUAUCCAGGCUGGUGACAGGCCUGAUAACAAGUGGUUGCAUUAUGAAAGUGACAGUUUACCAAAGACAAAACAAGCUUGGGAGUCCUGUUGUUUUGUGGAGAAAACGCAUUGGGGAUAUUACACCUGGCCGCAAAACAUGGAGAUUUAUGCUCCUGCAGAGCAUCAACCAAAGCUUGGACGGAAUAGAAAUGAGCUUUCAGAGGCAGAGCAAGUAAUCUAUGAUCACUUUUCUGAUCCAAAAUUCAUUGAGCAGCUAAUCAAAUUUCUUUCUUUAGAAGACAGAAAAGGAAAAGAUAAAUUUAACCCACGCAGAUUUUGCCUCUUCAAGGGCCUGUUCAGAAAUUUUGAUGAUGCCUUCUUGCCAGUACUGAAACCCCACUUAGAACGACUAGCAGUAGAUUCCCACGAAAGUCCCCAGCGAUGCAUAGCUGAAAUUAUAACUGGAUUGAUAAGAGGGUCUAAACACUGGACAUUUGAAAAGGUGGAGAACCUCUGGGAACUUCUGUGUCCCCUUCUUAGAACUGCUUUAUCCAACAUUACAGUGGAGACUUACAGUGACUGGGGAACAUGUAUAGCGACCUCUUGUGAGAGCAGAGACCCCCGGAAGUUGCAUUGGUUGUUUGAACUGUUGCUGGAGUCCCCGUUGAGUGGUGAAGGGGGAUCGUUCGUUGAUGCAUGCCGACUGUAUAUCUUGCAAGGUGGCCUCGCACAGCAAGAGUGGCGGGUGCCAGAGCUGCUGCACAGAUUGCUGAAGUACCUGGAGCCUAAACUCACCCAGGUUUACAAAAAUGUCAGAGAGCGGAUAGGAAGCGUUUUGACGUAUAUCUUCAUGAUAGAUGUCUCCUUACCAAACACGGCUCCCACAAAGUCCCCCCACGUUCAUGAGUUCACUUCCCGAAUACUUGAAAAACUCAAAUCCCUUAUGGAAGUGGAUGAAGAAAUCCAGAACCAUGUUAUGGAGGAGAAUGGGGUUGGAGAUGAAGACGAGUGGACUCAGGGCAUUAAACUCUUGAAAACCAUUCUCAAGUGGCUGAUGGCAAGCGCAGGAAGAGCCUUCUCCACAGCUGUUACUGAACAGCUUCAGCUCUUGCCAUUGUUUUUCAAGAUUGCUCCAGUAGAAAAUGAUAAUAGCUAUGAUGAAUUGAAGAGAGAUUCCAAGAUGUGCUUAUCCUUAAUGUCUCAGGGAUUGCUGUAUCCUCAACAAGUGCCUUUGGUACUACAGGUGCUAAAACAAACAUCAAGGAGUAAUUCCUGGCAUGCUAGGUACACAGUGCUAACCUACCUCCAGACCAUGGUAUUUUAUAAUCUUUUUAUCUUCCUAAACAAUGAAGAAGCAGUAAAUGAUAUCCGAUGGCUUGUUACAAAGCUGCUAGAAGAUGAACAGCUUGAGGUGAGAGAGAUGGCUGCCACUACCUUGAGUGGCCUUCUGCAGUGCCAUUUUCUGGCAAUGGAUGACCCCAUGCAGACUCACUUUGAGCAGCUCUGCAAGAUGAGACUCCCAAAGAAGAGAAAGCGAGACCUCAGCACUGUAGUGGAUACUAUUCCCCCUGCAGACCUAGUUAAACGCCAUGCUGGUGUUCUUGGACUUAGUGCAUGCAUUCUCUCUAGUCCUUAUGACGUACCCACAUGGAUGCCUCAACUUUUGAUGGAUCUUAGUGCGCACCUGAAUGAUCCUCAGCCUAUUGAAAUGACAGUAAAGAAAACACUGUCCAAUUUCCGGAGGACCCACCAUGACAACUGGCAGGAGCACAAGCAACAGUUCACUGAUGACCAGCUGCUCGUCCUUACUGACCUCUUGGUAUCACCUUGUUAUUAUGCAUAAGAAGGUUCUUAGAAAAACGAUGGCCUACUCCCAUUUCUGAAAAAAAUAAAUAAAGGAAACUCAAAACUAAUGUAUUGUAUGUACAACCCUUUUAGAUCUGGUAUCUGAGGCGUAAGGCUGUUCUUGUCUUUGAGGAGCUUUUUUGUUUGGGCGGGGGGUGGGGGUGGGGAAGGAUAAGGCAAGUCUCUAUAGAGAGGAAUUUGGUAACCAAGAAUUUCUACUGCUGUGAGAAGGGAUUUUUUUAGGGGGCCGAGAUGCCCCUGUUGUAUCUUCAUGAGAAUGCCUUGUGUUAGUAGAAGUCCCAACUUUUCUCUCCUUUUUGUACAGUGGCUAGUGGCCACAUUCUGUCCUCCCCUUUUACGUUCUGAAUGCCUUGUUCAUGCAUUACAGAUGGACUUUUGAAUGUUAUAGCCUAUUGUUCUGAACAUUCAGCAUUAAAAAUUUGAGGGGGGCCCCAACUCCUCUGAUCUGCUUGCAAAUGCCAAGUAUCGAUGCACUGAAGACCAUUUAAUUGGAAGCGUCGGCCAGAAAUGUGCCCAGUGCUGCAAGAUUUCUGGACUAGGUUCUUCCUCCCAUGUAAUUCUGGGCUAUGCAUAACUUUGAUCUGGCCUCCUUUUUCAAAAGUCUCAUUUUCUGAGCACAUCCCUUCACAUUCUGCUGGUAAACAGAUCUAUACAAUAAAGAAAAUGUGUUUUUCCACAGUCAGGGUUUUAAAUAAGAGUCUUCAACCAGGUACUGAACCUUUUACUUUUUUGCUUAUCUAUGCAGGUGUUGACCUUGCUGUGCUAUGCGUAGACUUUUUCCCCCCCGUUCAACAGAGCCAAUGAAUAAUAGUAACACUUGGUUCUCAGCUGUUCUUUUAUUUAAGAGACUGAAAAGAAUGUACAUAUGUUAAUACAGAGUGGGCAAACACUUUUUAAAUAAAAUGUCCCCAUUUGCUAGUCCCACAUCUUCCCAUUCAUUCGUCCUUCCCUCCUAGGAACAAAUAACUUGCAUAAACAUGGAAGUACUGUAUGUUUCUGCUCCCCUCCUCCCCAACGCGUCCUGUCCAGUUUCCCUAUAUAGCUCUGGUGGCUAUUGGCUGGCUGUUUGACAACAUGUUCCGUAUGUGUUACAUGGAUGUAAAAGACUGUAUAAAUUGUAGAGGCACUGCACUGGCAAAGCACUGUACAGUUUGCAGAAAUUUUGCAUAAUCCCAUUGUGAGAUUUAUUUGUAAAGAAUCACAUUUCUAGGUGUUAAUAUAGUGCUUUCAGCUUUUUGUAUCUGAUUCAAAUGCCAAUUUCUUCUGGUUUUUGUUUUUUUAAAGAUCCUUUCCCCCUCUAAUGAGGUAACUUUUUAGAUUUUGGCUUGAUUUUGGGUUUUUUUUUCUUAUUAGUCUGUUGAUUUUUUAAAUGUUAUAUUUGUGCAUGUUCCUUUCCCAGGAAUGUCAGCAGUCACCUGCUGUGAUGUGUGAUAAAUUAUAGAGUGCAAGAAUACUUACAAAUCUGAGAACUGUGUGUGUCCUCUUUAUGCACAUCUUGUACUUUUUCUUUUACAAGCAGGAAUAUUAAACAUUUUUUAAAAAUAAUUCGCCUGCUGGGAAACCAUACCACUAUUUUUAAAAACUCAGCAGUGUGACCAGUACAGUAUCUCCCAAGAGUCUCACCACAUAACUACAACCAAUGUAUAGCGUAGUGCCAAAAUGUCACCUUCUCCUUUUCAGUUGUGUAUCUAGUUUAAAGCUGAAUAAAUACGUUGUUUGUAAAGA